Messenger RNA from Tremella mesenterica DSM 1558, 606 nucleotides. RefSeq lists its product as uncharacterized. NCBI's taxonomy places the organism in Eukaryota, Fungi, Basidiomycota, Tremellomycetes, Tremellales, Tremellaceae. The coding region runs from base 1 to 606 and encodes 201 amino acids. The transcript has 2 exons. The record is from RefSeq and is a predicted model, not a curated record.
AUGAUUGGAGGGGAAUCUCCCCCCUCCCCCCUCCCCUUUACAACAUUUUACGGGACACAGGAGACAGGACCUCAACAUGGCACACAGUUAGUAAAAGCAGGACUUAAUGGAAUUCGAGUUGGUGCUGUUGGGUUCCAUGCCUGGCGAGCCACCGACAGUGGACGUUCUUACAAGUUUUCUCUUGAACCGCAACAACUCAAGCUGGCUUUACACACCUUAGGAACCUCCUUGCAUCUCAGUUCCAAUCCACAUUUAGUAUUUGACAAUGGGUUCUACACAGAGGAAGAGAGGCAGACCGCAUUAAAGUCUGGCAUGAAGUUGGGCUGGUGCUUACUUCAGUUCUCAGAGAGUGAGAUGGUGGUAGCGUCUGAGACAGAAGGGGAGGAUUUCACCGUCCAAAUAUUCACUGAGCUGUUACUGAAGUUGAAUGCUGAGCUCCCACCGAGCCAAAUCUGGGAGGAGGACGGGGCCGCGUGGCGUCAGAUGGAAGGAGACAAUGAUGUAAUCUCACACGAAUCUAGGUGUUCCACCCCCAGCACAUCCAAUGUUGAUCAACUCUGGAAGGAUGCCAGAACAGCUACCGCUGGCUCUGCAAGAUUGAUUUGA